UAAGCUUUGCCCCGUGAAGUUAGCUCCAGAACAUUUUAUCAGAAGUUAGUUUGUGUUACUAGCUGCUCCUUCACUCACUCAUCAUUUAAGCUACAGUAACACCGUUUUUUUGUGUGUCUCUUUUGGACUUAUCGGCAGGCGGCCUUGGCUAUGGAGGUAGGCCGGGUGAUUGUGUGUGCCCUGGCCGUGUUUGUCGCUCUGUUCUCGGAGAGGUUUGUGGUGCUGGCUUCCUUCUCUCAGUCUAUGGACAGCGACUUCACUUUUACUCUACCCGCCGGUCGCAAAGAGUGUUUUUUCCAGACUAUGAAGAAAGAUGCUUCACUGGAGAUUGAAUAUCAGGUUUUAGAUGGAGCUGGUCUUGAUGUAGAUUUCUUAAUCUCCUCUCCUUCUGGUCAAGUGCUGUUCAGUGAUUACCACAAGUCUGAUGGUGUACACACUGUUGAGACUGUGGAUGGAGACUACAUGUUCUGCUUUGACAACACGUUCAGCACUGUCUCCGAGAAGCUCAUCUUCUUUGAGUUGAUCCUGGACAACAUGGAAAUAGAAGAAGAACAAGACGACUGGAAAGAGUACGUCCAGGGAACAGACAUACUGGACAUGAAGCUGGAAGACAUUAUGGACACCAUCAACAACGUGAAGGCUCGGCUGGGCAAGAGUGUGCACAUCCAGACGGUGCUGCGGGCAUUCGAGGCUCGCGACAGAAACAUCCAGGAGAGUAACUUUGACAGGGUUAACUUCUGGUCCAUUACAAACAUGGUUGUUAUGAUGGUGAUAUCGGGGAUUCAGGUCUACCUUGUCCGCUCACUGUUUGAAGACAAAAGAAAAGUGCGCACAUAACACCACCCUGAACAGCAAGACAGAGAGAGAAGCUAACGCCCUCGGAACCUUUUUGGGGAUUUUUUUUCAACUGGUUUGCUACUUUUAACACAAGAUGUCACCCACACAUACACAAACAGACAUUUUUGUCUUAUUAAUAACAGAGGGUUGUAUCUCUGGUCCACUGGAGUUUGGUGGCCAGUGGCCCUGGUUUGGAACAGGAACUUUUAACUAUCGACCACUCCACUUUGCAAACUCAUCCAUGCUACAGAAAAGGUCUCGUUGUCUCUCUCUUUUAAACUUGUAUAUUGUUUUAUAGUCUUCCCUAGUGGCUGUCAUUCUUGCAAAAAGUGGAAAGCACAGCAUAACAAGCACGUUUAUGAUAUAAAUAUUUUUCUUACAGAGCCUAGUUACAAGACCAGUGGCCAAAUGCAAAAAAUGUCCUCUCUUCUUCUGACAUGUUUUUAUACAAGAUAGACUAGAUGAAGAAAUGACAUAGUACCUGAAGCAGUGGGAAGUUCAAUCAGUUAGUCAGCAAGUCUUCCCCAGACAGAUGUUAUUUUAUAAAUAUACCUGUUGUGCGUUACAGAGAAGCCUCAGUUGUUUGUGAUUUUCCACGAGGAGUGUUUCCCCCAUUGCCUUGAACAUUUCUGUUAUAUCUAGAAAUUCAGACACACUUUCCCUUUCAUGCCAAUACUGAAAAGUCAGGCAUUUACUCUUUAGCACUCAAGGGGCCAAAUCUCUUGUAAGACUUCUGCCAUUCUCUCAUUUGCCAUGACUUGUGGAUUUGAUGGCAGCUAGCGCCACUCCUCCGCUGUGAAGCCUCAGUGCUGCUGGCAGGUGUUUGCUUUCAGUCACCUACUGUGUGGAGAUGUCGAGCCUGCCUGUUUCUAUGGUGACUAAAGUCUAUUUAAAUCUUCCCGACACCUGGAAUGUCAUUACCACUACUUCAUCUGUGCACUGCUCUGUUUAUUAUGCACGGGCCACUUACUGCCUUGGCUACGUCAGCAUUCUUUUAAAAAUGUUUCUGUGAAUUAUUUUGGAUAUAUACAUUUUAUUAGCCAUCAUUACAAGCUAUCUGAUCAUUGCACUGCCUCUGAUGCCACAGAACAAGUUGUGUUUUUGUCUUCAUAUUCUUAAGAGCAUAAUUUGUGGGCCCCAAAGUGUUCUUUUUACGAUGACGGGGGCCAAUCAGAAACUGGUCCACUGAUGUGUGAGUGAAGGAAGCAGCUCUAGAUCUUUUUCUGUCAUUGGUUACGAGAAUUAUGAAGUAUUAAGACACUGCUGUGACUUGUCAUAAUGGUUGCUCAGAGAAUUAGUUUUAUUGUUCAUUUCUGAGCUUCACAGGCGAAACUUGGUAACCCACUACCCUCCUGGAAGCUUCAUGUUGCCAUCUUCUGAUUUAACCUAAAGCUGUAAGAUGAAGAACACAUAGUGAGUUCAUGCCUUCAUACUUUAAACAGCCUUAAGUUGAAAAUAAGUCAGUUUUUAAAAUAUUUUUUGCCAUACAUUAGGUUCAUGUCGUUUCUCCCUGCAAUAACAAAUGUGAUGCUUUUGAGUGUAAGAAAACAAUCAUCCUCUGCCUUUGUUUUGUUUGAGAAAACAAUCAUCCUCUGCCUUUUGUUUGUAGUUUUUAAUUUAAAAGUAUGUAGUGUUGGAUUUUAAUGUGCUUCAGAGUUCUACAAAAAUAAAGAAAACAAAUAUUUCUAUGUCACAGAGUGGAAGAUUGUCAAAGUUACUGGGUCAACUUUAGAACUGAAAAGUAUUUUUAACUAUCCCGAAGGAGAGGUGGAUUAGCAGGGAAUCUGAUAUUUAAAACAUAUUUAUUCAACUGAUCCUGUAGUUGUAAAUGUGUAACAAUAAACAAAUAAAACAGUCA
Molecule: messenger RNA, 2695 nt
Organism: Eleginops maclovinus (Patagonian blennie)
Lineage: Eukaryota; Metazoa; Chordata; Actinopteri; Perciformes; Eleginopidae
Gene: tmed5
Product: transmembrane p24 trafficking protein 5
Exons: 4
Coding region: 151-837 (228 amino acids)
Biological process (GO): intracellular protein transport; endoplasmic reticulum to Golgi vesicle-mediated transport; Golgi organization
Cellular component (GO): Golgi apparatus; endoplasmic reticulum; COPII-coated ER to Golgi transport vesicle
Source: RefSeq, a predicted model, not a curated record